AUCAUCUUCACUUCGCGAAGGCUUUUUCGAACAGCUCCCAGAACAGUGGCAAGUCAAAAUGGCGAGAUGUUCGGGGUCACAGGAACAUACAAGCUUCACUUCGGUGUUUGGCCGCUUGUGUCUUUUGGCAUAUUCGGACUUCGUUACACCGCUUCGCAUGCGUGUCAACAGAAGGUUUACCCGAUGGCAUUCAUGUUCGUCAGGACGGAGACCGCCUUUGCGUAUACGAAGCUGUUUUCCGUAUGCAAGCAACGGUGCCAAGAAUUUUUCGGCGUGACACUGGAUCUACAGUUUGGCUCAUUGGACCGCUCCACUUCAAUUGCGAACGCUUUCCAGACUGUCGGGUCGGAGAUCAAGCUUCUCGACUGCUGCCCCAUCUCGACCGGAAUGCUCGGAAGAAGAAAGGGUUGCUUGCAGAGAGCGACCGCUACAACGACAUCAUCAAGACCCAGCACGAUUAUUUGA
Messenger RNA from Phytophthora sojae, 465 nucleotides. RefSeq lists its product as hypothetical. The record is from RefSeq and is a predicted model, not a curated record. The annotation marks the transcript as partial. NCBI's taxonomy places the organism in Eukaryota, Oomycota, Peronosporomycetes, Peronosporales, Peronosporaceae. The transcript has a single exon.